Messenger RNA from Toxorhynchites rutilus septentrionalis, 758 nucleotides. RefSeq lists its product as uncharacterized. NCBI's taxonomy places the organism in Eukaryota, Metazoa, Arthropoda, Insecta, Diptera, Culicidae. The record is from RefSeq and is a predicted model, not a curated record. The transcript has 3 exons. Bases 27 to 560 code for a protein of 177 amino acids.
GUACGCGACGCAUCGAGUGGUUGAAAAUGAUGCUCUACAUGGGUCUAUUUAGUUGGACAGUUUUCCUCCAAAUGUCGGGCAAUUUAAUUGCUAAUGGAGCGAUGUACGACGCGAUCAUUGAUUCAUUCGAGCCGGAUUCAGAGAUUGAUUCAAACUAUCUGAAGCUGGGCACCCUUCGGGUAACUCGCAAAAAACGAAACUGCUUCGUUAUAACUGGUGACUUUGAGCUGAUCAAAAACUGGGGAAACGACAAUGUGGCGACCUAUGAGAUCAAACGUGCCACUGGAAAUGGCCCACCGGUGAUGAGUGGAAAGAGUUCGUUCUGUGACCUGUAUAAUUCGGACGCGGCGGUAGUCGAUGCGGUGCGCAAAGCGUCCAGUAUGCCACCGAAAGGGGGUUGUCCCAUUCCGAAGGGAAAGUAUACGGUGGAUGGUUUUGAGCUAAAGGAGGAAGACCUGCCCAUGAUGCUUCCUGCCGGCCAGUAUGUUGUAUCCGCCAAGGUUGAUAGCGUCCAAGGGACGCAGGUGGUGGCCUAUAAGGUGUAUAUCACGGUUAAAUAGUAUAAAGUAUAGUAUAACUGAAAUGACUUAUAGAUUGUUCGAAGGCUUUCCAGAGCAUCAUAUUAGUCGUUUCAUUCAUUAGCUCUCGACAUAACUCAUCUAUAAAUUGUGGUCGUCUCCAUGAAAAUAAUAUUCUGUAGCUUUGAGGUAUUCUUGCACAUCGUUUGUUCCAGAUGAAAAUAAAAUGUAAUCAUCUUU